AUGGUGUAUAAAUGUGACCACACCAGCAACAUGGUGUAUAAAUGUGGCCACAUCAGCAACAUGGUGUAUAAAUGUGAUCACACCAGCAACAUCGUGUAUAAAUGUGAUCACAUCAACAACAUGGUGUAUAAAUGUGAUCACACCAGCAACAUGGUGUAUAAAUGUGGCCACAUCAGCAACAUGGUGUAUAAAUGUGAUCACACCACCAACAUGGUGUAUAAAUGUGAUCACAUCAACAACAUGGUGUAUAAAUGUGACCACAUCAACAACAUGGUGUAUAAAUGUGACCACAUCAGCAACAUGGUGUAUAAAUGUGACCACAUCAACAACAUGUUCAGCCGUGACAAGGUCAUGGACGUGGAGUCCUGUCCUGGGAGAAAGCUGGUUCUGGCCGCUGAUGGCUCCAGCGGACAGUCGGCUCGACUCUUGGGUCUCAAAGUGAACUCCAUCCCUCUCUCGGAGCGGCGGGUCCACGGCCUCUUGUUUGACCUCUCGGCUUACGGGGUAGACCUGGUCGACACGGACACAUCUACAGGUUUCAGCUUGAAGUUGUUCGGCAGCAGCAGACACCGCUACAUGAGCCUGGCUGUCCCCAAGACAGACUCCAGCCUGGUCAGACACAUGAGGCUCGUCCUGGACCGAUCUAUGAUGCGCAACAUUUUUGUCAAGUGUUUCAACGCCUGCAAGUGGCCCGUGGAGGCACAACUGGAGGAUGCCUGGGCGUGGAAACAUCUCCAGUUCAGUCCUCGUCUGUUCGACAUCAAGUUGUUCCAGCGCCUGGAAACUGUAGCCUACUUCCAGGACUCCAACAUGUUUGUGAUGGCGGAGGGCGAGGCGGCCCGCUGCUGCAACUUUCACACAGGUCUUGAUGUCAACAUGGCCAUAGCUGGUCUAUCCACACUGGCAGCAACCAUUAGGCUGGCAGCAUGUGCCCUCACCGACUUCGACAUCACCAACGUGAUGGUGAUCAAGUCGCAACAUUCCCAGAGUCUAGCCAAACAGUUCCUCAAAACAGGACUCAAACAUGACAUGUUCUCCCAUCAUUACUGA
Messenger RNA from Candidula unifasciata, 1050 nucleotides. NCBI's taxonomy places the organism in Eukaryota, Metazoa, Mollusca, Gastropoda, Stylommatophora, Geomitridae. The record is from the annotation of a GenBank genome assembly.